AUGAAAAUCACUUACCUUCUUACUACGAUACCUCCCUCCUUAUACAACGGAAGAGCGAUUCCGUACCAAGUCGCUUUCUCACACCUCGAUACCUUUCCUUUACAACGGAAGAGCGAUUCCGUACCAAGUCGCUUUCUUACACUUCGAUACCUUUACACCUUUCCACGGAAGAGCGAUUCCGUACCAAGUCGCUUUCUUAUACCACCGCUUUACCUCACCUACUACGGAAGAGUGAUUCCGAACCAAGUCACUUAUAUACAACCUAUCAACGCUGUAGAGCCACGCCAGCUACACACAGCAUACAAUACUACGCCUCAGCCCGGCAACAUGCAAUCAAUCGAUCCCCAAGGCGGAGAGAGUGGCAGACAAGGAGCUUCUGGAACGUCAGCAAAAGCUCAAACAACAGGGAUUCAAGCACCUCGAAUCUCUACGACGCGUGCGGAUCUUCUUUUUAGAUCACCGGCACAACCUCCCAAUCCAGGCACUCGGAAUACCCUCGAAGCACCAGACGGAGACGCGCUAGACCUCGAUAAUUACGCGUCGGACCUCGGUUUUGACCUCGAUUCACUACCGUAUUCGAAGCCAGAAAGUCAUACAAAAGCAAGGUUAAUUAUCGAGGACUUCCUGGAUAUAAAGACCUCAAUCGUUCAAAUAGAGAAAGAGCACCAAUGGACCUGGAAAGAACAGCGAGAGCAAUCAAUCGAGGGAUUUGAUUCUAAGUGGAACGAUAUUACAAUCGCCCGCUUAAAUCGACAAACUAAGGAAGUUGCUAAAAUUCAAGGCAAGCAGCGUAAAGAGAGAAUCGAGGAAGCUACAAGGCAUAAAGAAGAGCUCGAGGCAGCUAAGGCAGCAAAGCAAUCAUCAAGGCGCAGUUCUCGCAGUUCUCGCGAUUCACUUCCUUCUCCCGUCCCUUUAUUACUUCAGCCAGCGAUCUUGUCACCAAAGGAACACGCUAGAGAGUACGACGAGCCCUUGAAGGUUGAGGAGAUUCCGGGCAAUUUUUACUCUCACCAGGGACAACGUGGAGACCUUCGUCCUCGACUGCGCCAGCCGCAAGAAGCCCAAACCUACCGAGGGCAUACUCUUAAGGAAGAGAUUCGGAGAGAGGAGGACCAGGGCAAUGGAUACCGCCAAGGCCGAGCCCAAGGAUACGAGCAGAAAAGGGAGCAAGCCCUUGCUGGCGACCCUAGCGAUCCAGAUAGCUCGAACGGUGAUCCAGAAAGAGGGAAUAAAAGGGGAAACGAGUGGAAUAGGCACGGAAGAAGAGGAGGAGGACACGGUGGCCCGACAAGGGGACAAGGAAAUGAGCCGCCAAGGGACCCUGGACAAGAAAAUGAGCCGCCAAGGGACCCUGGACGAGGAUACGAACCCCCCGGCGAACCUGGGCCAAACCGACCCCUUACUGGCACCCCUUUUUCGACCCGAGUGAUAGCCAACACCUACAGCACUCCUGGAGCCCCUGACGACGACGACGAUUUUCCUGAGCUAGGAGCAGCAGACCCUCACCCAAGAGCGAAGGAAUUGGCCUUGUUUGCAAAAAGCUUUCCUAAGGAACUAAAGUAUUCGGGACCCGACGACGACUUCAAGACCCAAUUGAGUAUUUUCGCUGACCAAGCAAGUCGAUACGGUUUAACCUCCGACGACUACUUAGCGGCGUUCCCGAUUAUGCUCACGAAAGAAGCUAUAACCUUCUAUUACAAUCAUGUGAUCAAGGCUAGGCUUCCGACGUUUAAAGCAAACGCUAUUGCAAGCAUUCAAAGCUCGCUACGACCAAGUCUAAAGGACGAUAAGAGUCUCGCUGACAAGCUGUAUUCAGCUUGUAAAAACGUGCCAAAGACGAUUAUUGCACGGAUGAACCCCGCAAUUACUUCUACCGCCGCAGUUGCCGACAUUCGCAAAGCUAUUGCGUUUGCAACUGAGACCUCCCGACCUCCCGCCAAAACGAGUAGAGCUUACGCGAGCUCUAGCGAGCCACACGAUCAGCACUCUCCUCAGCACUCUCCUCAGCACUCCUCUCAGCACACCUCAAGCAAGGCUGAUUCCGACGACCUUAAGGACGAGUACGAGUGUUUUAUUCAAGGCUGCCAAUACGGAGGAGAGCACUGUGAGCACUUCGCAAGGUGA
Messenger RNA from Drepanopeziza brunnea f. sp. 'multigermtubi' MB_m1, 2124 nucleotides. Lineage: Eukaryota; Fungi; Ascomycota; Leotiomycetes; Helotiales; Drepanopezizaceae. The record is from RefSeq and is a predicted model, not a curated record.